Messenger RNA from Felis catus (domestic cat), 1058 nucleotides. RefSeq names its product growth-regulated alpha protein-like. The transcript is spliced from 4 exons. Bases 133 to 444 code for a protein of 103 amino acids. Gene Ontology annotation, biological process: chemokine-mediated signaling pathway; cellular response to lipopolysaccharide; neutrophil chemotaxis. The record is from RefSeq and is a predicted model, not a curated record. Lineage: Eukaryota; Metazoa; Chordata; Mammalia; Carnivora; Felidae. Gene Ontology annotation, cellular component: extracellular region. Gene Ontology annotation, molecular function: CXCR chemokine receptor binding; chemokine activity.
CGCGCCGCGCCGAGUCGACAGGGGAUAAAAGCGGUUCUCCCGGCUCAGGGAGCCACAGAGUCCGCUCCGCCAGGCCUCCCGCCAGCCGUCCAGCUCCAGCCACCGCCGCCGCGACUCCCCGAGCUGAGCCCCAUGGCCCGCACCGCGCCCCGCGCUCCCCGGCUCCUCGGCGCCGCGCUGCUGCUCCUGCUCCUGGUCCCCGCCGCCCGGAGCGCCGCAGGGGCGCCCGUCGUCACCGAGCUGCGCUGCCAGUGCCUGCAGACCGUGCAGGGCAUUCACCUCAAGAACAUCCAGAGCGUCAAGGUGACGCAGUCGGGCCCCCACUGCGCCCACACCGAAGUCAUAGCCACUCUCAAGAACGGACACGAAGCCUGUCUCAACCCCGAAGCCCCCAUGGUCAAGAGAAUCAUCGAAAAGAUGCUAAGCAAGGGCAGCACCAACUGACCUGGAGACCAGUAAGAAGCUGGCUGGUGGUUCCUGAAAGGCCCUUCUAGGAACUGAAAAUGAAGAGAGAACAGCUGGCUUCUGCAGGCAGCUAGGAAGGCCUUACUGUGUUUGACUAUUACGAGUUCUCUAUUUAUUUGUUUGUAUUUAUUUAUUUUCCAAAGCUUGUAUUUUAAUAUUUUACAUAUUAGUAUUUAAGGAUCUGACUGUGUUGAAUCAGACGUAACUCCGUCCUGAUUGUUAUUUAAUUUGAAGAUGAUGGGUUUUUAAGGUCUCAUUAAACCACUAUGUAUUGGGAGACUCCAUCAGGUGCCAGGGCACAGCACUGAGUGUGGGGGGGGAGGGGGGAAGGGAGCCGAAGAAGUUAGUGUGUAUACAUCUAUUUUUGUACUUGUUUAAAAGAAUGGCAGUUGUCAUUUGUGGAAAUUAUUUCACAUUCUAUAGUCAACAUUUUUAUGUUGAAGCUUCCCUUGGACAUUUUAUGUCUUGCUUGUAGGGCAUAAUGCCUUGUUUCAUGUUGAUUACGCAGUGUUGCUCUGUCUUGGAACAGAGACGUUAAAACUACUGUUAUGUUUUUACAAAUGACAUGAAAAUAAACGUUUUGCAAAAAAUCA